This is a messenger RNA of Candidula unifasciata, 912 nucleotides long. The record is from the annotation of a GenBank genome assembly. NCBI's taxonomy places the organism in Eukaryota, Metazoa, Mollusca, Gastropoda, Stylommatophora, Geomitridae.
AUGCCAGGAUAUCAACAGAGAGGCUAUGGUGCCCCACAGGUUGGCUUCAGGGGAGGACAAAACCGCUACGGUGGAGGUGAUGGGGACCCCGACCCCAACUCUGAACAGUUCCGUAAACUGUUCAUCGGAGGUCUCAGCUUCGACACUGACGAAAGCAGCCUAAAGCAGUACUUCUCUAAGUGGGGGGAAAUUGUUGACUGCAUUGUCAUGCGUGACCCAAACACAAAAAGAUCUCGAGGCUUUGGUUUCAUCAAGUACAAAGACACUGAAAGUGUUGACAACGUGCAGAAAGCCAGACCUCACAAAAUUGAUGACAGAGAUGUAGAAACAAAGAGAGCGAUGCCAAGAGAUGACCCAAGCAUAAACAACCAGCAGACAGUGAACAAAAUGUUUGUGGGAGGCCUGAAGGACGACACAACCGAGGACAUGGUCAGGGAAGCCUUCUCACAGUUUGGAGAGAUCAAAGAAAUUGAGCUCAUCAAUGAUAAAGCCACCGGCAAAAGCAAAGGCUUCUGCUUUGUUACAUUUGAAGAUUAUGACUCUGUCGACAAGUGUGUUCUGAGGAAACGAAUCAACUUGAACUCCAGGAAAGUGGAAGUGAAGAAAGCUUUUGCUAAAGGAGAGAUGGAUCCACGUGGUGGUCGAAUGGCUAACAUGGGCAUGGGUGUGCCUCUAGGCAGGGGAGGUCGAGGAGAUUUUGGCUUUGGAGGAUCAGGGUUUGGUGGAGGCUAUGGUGGUGGAUAUGGGCCAAGCUUUGGUGGUGGUUAUGGCGGUCCAGGCGGAUGGCAGGGAGGGUACAGUGAUUACGGCAGUUACGGUCCACCAGCCAAUCAAGGAAAUCCACGAUUUGGGGGUAACAGCUACGGAGGUAACAGCAACUACGGAGGCCCAGGUGGAUUCAACAGGCGAUGA